Delphinapterus leucas (beluga whale) is the source of this 8117-nucleotide messenger RNA. It is a transcript of the gene CHD3, whose product is annotated as chromodomain helicase DNA binding protein 3. Gene Ontology annotation, cellular component: chromatin; nucleus; NuRD complex. Lineage: Eukaryota; Metazoa; Chordata; Mammalia; Artiodactyla; Monodontidae. Gene Ontology annotation, molecular function: histone binding; ATP hydrolysis activity; ATP-dependent chromatin remodeler activity. The record is from RefSeq and is a predicted model, not a curated record. Gene Ontology annotation, biological process: chromatin remodeling.
GCGAGGUCCCAGGGCUUGUGUCCCACCCCCCAGCUGGUGGAGACCGAGGCCAUUUCCCUGAUCCUUAGCCAGUUGGCCUGCCCUUGCCUCUGCCCCGGCGGCCUCCGUUUCCAUGUUCAUAUUAGCCGCGGUCCCUGGGGUGAGGGAGCGCGGGCUGCUGGGGCAUGGCGUCUUACUGACUUCCUAUCAGGGUCCCCACUGUUUCCACACCUGGGGCUGCCACAAUCCCCCAGUCCUAGAGUGUCUUCCUGCACAAGAGGGCACAGGAUGCUGGAGCUGUGAGAAGCAGCAAUGAAGGAAGGAGGUGCCCAGAUUCUGAGGCAGUGGAAACCAAGGCCUCCAGUGUUAAUUGUGGCUAAUUUUCCCUUGGCUGUUGUGGGAAGAAGGAUUGUGUGUCCUAGAGCAAGGGGCUGGGCCAGGCCCAGACUUUCCCCUCCUGCACAGCUGCCUCUGCCUGAGCAAGACAGGUCUGGCGGGUUAAUCUAGUGCUUGCUGGGGGAGGGAGGCCAAACAGGGCCUCAUGUCUGUGUGGCAUUGGUGUCUUCCUCCUCGCGGAGUUACUUUCUGUCCCCUAAGCCUCCACAGUCCGACAGGGGUCAUGGAGAAUGGGGAGAGGGGACAUCUGGGAAGAACCAGCCCCGUUCUCUCUGACAGAGACAUCUGGAGAGAAAGCCAGGGACCUGGCCCUGCUGAAAGCAGAUAAGGAUGACAUUCGGCUGCUGCCUUCAGCACUGGGUGUGAAGAAGAGAAAAAGAGGACCCAAGAAGCAGAAGGAGAACAAGCCAGGAAAAGCCCGAAAACGCAAGAAGCUUGACAGCGAGGAGGAAUUUGGCUCUGAGCGAGAUGAGUACCGGGAGAAGUCAGAGAGUGGAGGCAGUGAAUAUGGAACUGGACCAGGUCGGAAACGGAGACGGAAGCACAGAGAAAAAAAGGAGAAGAAGACGAAGCGGCGGAAAAAAGGGGAGGGAGAUGGGGGGCAAAAGCAGGUGGAACAGAAGUCGUCGGCAACUCUGCUUCUGACUUGGGGCCUGGAGGACGUGGAACAUGUGUUCUCUGAGGAGGAUUACCACACACUCACCAACUACAAAGCCUUUAGCCAGUUCAUGAGGCCCCUGAUUGCUAAGAAGAAUCCUAAGAUCCCAAUGUCUAAGAUGAUGACCAUCCUUGGGGCCAAGUGGAGAGAGUUCAGCGCCAACAACCCCUUCAAGGGGUCGGCAGCUGCUGUGGCGGCAGCGGCGGCAGCGGCGGCCGCAGCUGUAGCUGAGCAGGUGUCAGCCGCAGUCUCAUCGGCCACCCCCAUAGCACCUUCCGGACCCCCCGCCCUUCCACCCCCCCCUGCUGCUGAUACCCAGCCCCCGCCCAUCCGAAGAGCCAAAACCAAAGAGGGCAAAGGUCCAGGCCACAAGAGGCGGAGUAAGAGUCCCCGAGUGCCUGAUGGACGCAAGAAGCUUCGGGGAAAGAAGAUGGCACCACUCAAAAUCAAACUAGGGCUGCUGGGUGGCAAGAGGAAGAAGGGAGGCUCGUAUGUUUUCCAGAGUGACGAGGGCCCUGAACCAGAGGCUGAGGAGUCAGACCUGGACAGUGGCAGUGUCCACAGUGCCUCAGGCCGCCCUGAUGGCCCUGUCCGCACCAAGAAACUAAAGAGAGGCCGGCCAGGAAGGAAGAAGAAGAAGGUCCUGGGCUGUCCUGCAGUGGCCGGGGAGGAGGAGGUUGAUGGCUACGAGACGGAUCACCAGGAUUACUGUGAGGUGUGCCAGCAGGGUGGGGAAAUUAUUCUGUGUGACACCUGCCCUCGUGCCUACCACCUCGUCUGCCUCGAUCCUGAGCUUGACCGGGCUCCUGAGGGCAAAUGGAGCUGCCCCCACUGUGAGAAGGAGGGGGUACAGUGGGAGGCCAAGGAGGAGGAGGAAGACUAUGAAGAGGAGGGGGAAGAGGAGGGGGAGAAGGAGGAAGAGGACGACCACAUGGAGUACUGCCGUGUGUGCAAGGAUGGCGGGGAGCUCCUGUGCUGUGACGCCUGCAUCUCCUCCUACCACAUUCACUGCCUGAACCCCCCACUGCCUGACAUCCCCAAUGGCGAGUGGCUGUGUCCCCGAUGCACAUGUCCCGUGCUGAAAGGCCGUGUGCAGAAGAUCCUACACUGGCGGUGGGGGGAGCCCCCUGUGGCAGUGCCAGCCCCCCAACAGGCAGACGGGAAUCCAGAUGCCCCACCCGCACGUCCUCUUCAAGGCAGAUCGGAGAGAGAGUUCUUUGUCAAGUGGGUAGGACUGUCCUACUGGCACUGCUCCUGGGCCAAGGAGCUUCAGCUGGAAAUUUUCCACUUGGUAAUGUACCGAAACUAUCAACGGAAGAAUGACAUGGACGAGCCCCCACCCCUCGACUACGGCUCUGGUGAGGAUGAUGGGAAGAGUGACAAACGCAAGGUGAAGGACCCGCACUAUGCCGAGAUGGAGGAGAAGUACUAUCGUUUCGGCAUCAAGCCAGAGUGGAUGACCGUCCACCGGAUCAUCAACCACAGUGUGGAUAAGAAGGGAAAUUACCACUAUCUAGUGAAAUGGAGGGACUUGCCAUAUGACCAGUCCACGUGGGAGGAAGAUGAAAUGAACAUCCCUGAAUAUGAAGACCAUAAACAAAGCUACUGGAGACACCGAGAACUAAUUAUGGGGGAGGACCCCGCCCAGCCCCGCAAGUAUAAGAAGAAGAAGAAGGAGCUGCAGGGUGAUGGGCCUCCCAGCUCUCCUACUAAUGAUCCUACAGUGAAAUACGAGACUCAGCCACGGUUCAUCACAGCCACUGGAGGCACGCUGCACAUGUAUCAGCUGGAGGGGUUGAACUGGCUACGCUUCUCCUGGGCCCAGGGCACUGACACCAUUCUGGCUGAUGAGAUGGGACUGGGCAAGACCAUACAAACCAUCGUCUUCCUCUACUCACUGUAUAAGGAGGGCCACACAAAGGGUCCCUUCCUGGUGAGCGCCCCGCUCUCCACCAUCAUUAACUGGGAGCGGGAGUUCCAGAUGUGGGCACCCAAGUUCUAUGUGGUGACAUACACGGGUGACAAGGACAGCCGAGCCAUCAUUCGUGAGAAUGAGUUUUCCUUUGAAGACAAUGCCAUCAAAGGUGGCAAGAAAGCUUUUAAGAUGAAGAGGGAGGCGCAGGUCAAGUUCCAUGUUCUCCUGACAUCAUAUGAGCUGAUCACCAUUGAUCAGGCAGCUCUUGGCUCCAUUCGCUGGGCCUGUCUCGUGGUGGAUGAGGCCCAUCGGCUCAAGAACAACCAGUCCAAGUUUUUCAGGGUCCUCAAUGGCUACAAGAUAGAUCAUAAGUUGCUGCUGACAGGGACUCCACUGCAGAAUAACCUGGAGGAGCUCUUCCAUCUGCUGAACUUCCUCACCCCAGAGAGGUUUAACAAUCUGGAAGGCUUCCUGGAGGAGUUUGCCGACAUAUCCAAAGAAGACCAGAUUAAGAAACUUCAUGACUUGCUGGGGCCACAUAUGCUGAGGAGGCUCAAGGCUGAUGUCUUUAAGAAUAUGCCGGCCAAGACAGAGCUCAUCGUCCGCGUGGAGCUGAGCCCCAUGCAGAAGAAAUACUACAAGUAUAUCCUGACCCGAAAUUUUGAGGCCUUGAACUCACGAGGAGGUGGGAACCAAGUGUCAUUGCUUAACAUCAUGAUGGAUCUUAAGAAGUGCUGCAACCAUCCAUAUCUCUUUCCUGUGGCUGCUAUGGAGUCCCCCAAACUUCCCAGUGGGGCGUAUGAGGGUGGGGCACUUAUUAAGGCAUCCGGGAAGCUCAUGCUGUUACAGAAGAUGCUGCGGAAGCUGAAGGAGCAAGGACACAGAGUGCUCAUCUUCUCGCAGAUGACCAAAAUGUUAGACUUGCUAGAGGACUUCUUAGACUACGAAGGCUACAAGUAUGAGCGCAUUGACGGCGGCAUCACUGGUGCCCUGAGGCAGGAGGCCAUCGAUCGCUUCAAUGCUCCUGGGGCCCAACAAUUCUGCUUCCUCCUGUCCACCCGGGCUGGAGGGCUGGGCAUCAAUCUGGCCACUGCCGACACUGUCAUCAUCUUUGAUUCAGACUGGAACCCCCAUAAUGAUAUCCAGGCCUUCAGCCGUGCUCAUCGGAUCGGCCAGGCCAACAAAGUGAUGAUUUACCGGUUUGUGACUCGCGCAUCAGUGGAAGAGCGAAUCACACAGGUGGCCAAGAGAAAGAUGAUGCUGACGCAUCUGGUGGUGCGGCCUGGGCUGGGCUCCAAGGCGGGCUCCAUGUCCAAGCAGGAGCUGGAUGACAUCCUCAAAUUUGGCACCGAGGAGCUAUUUAAGGAUGAAAAUGAGGGGGAGAACAAGGAGGAGGACAGCAGUGUGAUUCACUAUGACAACGAGGCCAUCGCUCGGCUCCUGGACCGGAACCAGGAUGCAACUGAGGACACUGACGUGCAGAACAUGAAUGAGUAUCUCAGCUCCUUCAAGGUGGCCCAGUACGUGGUGAGGGAAGAAGACAAGAUUGAGGAAAUUGAACGAGAGAUCAUCAAGCAGGAGGAGAACGUGGAUCCUGACUACUGGGAGAAGCUGCUGAGACACCACUACGAGCAGCAGCAGGAAGACCUGGCCCGCAACCUCGGCAAAGGCAAGAGGGUCCGCAAGCAGGUUAACUACAACGAUGCUGCUCAGGAGGACCAAGACAACCAGUCAGAAUACUCAGUGGGAUCAGAGGAGGAGGAUGAAGACUUUGAUGAGCGUCCUGAAGGGCGUCGACAGUCCAAGAGGCAGCUCCGGAACGAAAAGGAUAAGCCACUGCCUCCACUGCUGGCUCGAGUUGGGGGCAACAUUGAGGUGUUGGGAUUCAACACCCGUCAGCGGAAGGCCUUCCUCAAUGCUGUGAUGCGCUGGGGCAUGCCACCACAGGACGCCUUCACCACCCAGUGGCUGGUGCGGGACCUCAGGGGCAAGACUGAAAAAGAGUUCAAGGCCUAUGUGUCUUUGUUCAUGCGCCAUCUCUGUGAGCCCGGGGCAGACGGCUCUGAAACCUUUGCUGACGGGGUCCCUCGGGAGGGACUGAGUCGCCAGCAAGUGUUGACCCGCAUUGGAGUCAUGUCUCUCGUCAAGAAGAAGGUUCAGGAGUUUGAGCACAUCAAUGGGCGCUGGUCUAUGCCGGAGCUGAUGCCUGACCCCAGUGCUGACUCCAAGCGUUCCUCCAGAGCCUCCUCUCCUACCAAAACGUCUCCCACCACUCCUGAGGCUUCUGCUGCAAACAGUCCUUGCACCUCAAAACCUGCUACUCCAGCUCCCAGUGAGAAAGGAGAUGGCGUAAGGACACCUCUGGAGAAGGAUGAAGCAGAAAACCAGGAGGAGAAGCCAGAGAAGAAUAGCAAAAUUGGGGAGAAGAUGGAAACAGAGGCUGAUACCCCCAGCCCAGCCCCAUCACUUGGGGAGCGGCUGGAGCCAAGGAAGAUUCCUCUAGAGGAUGAGGUGCCAGGGGUACCUGGAGAGAUGGAGCCUGAACCUGGGUACCGUGGGGACAGAGAGAAGUCAGCCACGGAGUCGACGCCAGGAGAGAGGGGGGAGGAGAAGCCGAUGGAUGGACAGGAGCACAGGGAGAGGCCGGAGGGGGAGACGGGGGAUUUGGGCAAGAGAGCAGAAGAUGUAAAAGGGGACCGGGAGCUUCGACCUGGGCCUCCUCGAGACGAGCCGCGGUCCAACGGGCGACGUGAGGAGAAGGCAGAGAAGCCGCGGUUCAUGUUCAAUAUUGCAGACGGUGGCUUCACAGAGCUCCACACGCUGUGGCAGAAUGAGGAACGGGCAGCUGUUUCCUCGGGGAAACUCAAUGAGAUCUGGCACCGAAGACAUGACUAUUGGCUUCUGGCUGGGAUUGUCCUCCAUGGCUACGCACGGUGGCAGGACAUCCAGAAUGAUGCUCAGUUUGCCAUUAUCAACGAGCCAUUUAAAACUGAAGCCAAUAAGGGGAACUUUCUGGAGAUGAAAAAUAAGUUCCUGGCCCGGAGAUUCAAGCUCCUGGAGCAGGCGCUGGUGAUUGAGGAGCAGCUGCGGCGGGCGGCCUACCUGAACCUAUCACAGGAGCCGGCGCACCCCGCCAUGGCCCUCCACGCCCGCUUCGCCGAGGCCGAGUGCCUGGCCGAGAGCCACCAGCACCUCUCCAAGGAGUCGUUGGCGGGGAACAAGCCGGCCAACGCCGUGCUGCACAAGGUAUGGGAUGUUCUGACAACUCCCCGCCCCCAUGUCUUCCGAUGUCCUCCCUCCCCUAUCUCCCUUUUCUCCAUAUUCCCUUUUCCUUUCUUCUUUCUCUCCAUCUGUGUCCUCUGUGGUGAUCUGGUCUCUCUGCCUCUUUACCUGACACUUUUUCUUGUCCCCGAGUUGCUCUUUUUUUCUACUUCUGUCAUUUCCUUGGUCUCUGAUUCUUCGACAUCUGUGCCCUCCUCUCUCUCCUUCUCUGACUGUAUCUGUCCAUGUGACUCCUCAUCUCUUUUCCUGGCUCCAUCUCUCCCUUUCCCUGUCUUUCUCUUGCCCUUCUUUCUCCGUGGCCCGGGCCCCAGUUCUGAACCAGCUGGAGGAGUUGCUGAGCGACAUGAAGGCGGACGUGACCCGCCUGCCAGCCACGCUGUCCCGAAUACCCCCCAUCGCAGCCCGCCUUCAGAUGUCCGAGCGCAGCAUCCUCAGCCGGCUGGCCAGCAAGGGCACGGAGCCUCACCCCACACCGGCCUUCCCCCCGGGGCCGUACGCUACACCUCCGGGGUACGGGGCGGCCUUCAGCGCCGCACCCGUAGGGGCCCUGGCCGCCGCAGGCGCCAAUUACAGCCAGAUGCCUGCAGGGUCCUUCAUCACAGCCGCCACCAACGGCCCUCCAGUGCUGGUGAAGAAGGAGAAGGAAAUGGUGGGGGCAUUGGUGUCAGACGGGCUGGAUCGGAAGGAGCCCCGAGCCGGGGAGGUGAUCUGUAUAGACGACUGACCGGAUCCCAGGCCUGCCCUUCACCCAGGCCCCGUCCCCGAGGCCGACCCCCAGCUCAGGCUCUGGGGCCUGUUGCCAGUCCUCCGCCUUCCCCACCCCUUGGGCCCCCGCUGGGCUAGGAGCCCCUUUGCCCCUCUCUACAGCUCUCUUCAAGAAGGGCCCUUUGUCCUUCUCCACCCCGUGCACCUUUCCCACCGUGCUUUGAAGACUGUGCUGGUGAGAAGAGGUCUGGGUGGGAGGUGGUCAGCAGGGUCUUCCGAGUACCUGUACCCCCCACUGCCCAGCACACACAGCUUCCCAGUGAGCGGCUGUGGGGGGGGGGGGGAAGAGGUGGAGCCGCCCCAGUUCUUAUUCCUGCAGCGUAAGCUCCAUCUCUUGCAGAAGUGGGGGGUUAGCCUUGCCCGGCCUUUAGGGACUUUGGUGGGGAAAAGAGCUUUCAAGAGAGGAGGGUGACUUUAGAGAGGGGUGGCAGUGAGCCCUGGGAGGGUGGAAGGGAAGAGGAGGGGCGGCUGCAUGUUUCCUUCCCCUACCUCCCCCCAAAUGGAGGGCGGAGCAGUUAACAAGGGAGGGAGUCCAUUGCUGUUCAGCCUCAGAAUAAAGGCGCCGUUCACUGGCUCAGUUACCUCCUGCGUACCGGCAUCUUGUGUUGGGAAUCUUCCCCCCUCCCUAGGGACCAAGGACCACCCCUACAAAGAGAGUAAUAUUUGGGUGAUACUCCCUUAAGCCAAAGAGGAGCUCCCCAAUCUGUCCUAGGGACCCAGGUAACCUAGAAAGGGUGGUGGAGAACACAAUGGGCCAGAUGUGGGGGGAGCCCCCAGUUUUGGGGCUCAGGUUCUUGGAGGACUUCUACCCUCCCUCCUGAAGACCUGGAUAUGAACUAAACUUGAGUGGGUCAGGCAGGGGGUCUAGUCAGGGGACUACCUUGCCUUUGGGACCAGAGCAAAAUAGUGGAGGGCAGGCUGGGGAGACAUGGGCACAUCCUCCUCCCCAGGAGGGGCUGGGGAGAGUGGCAGUUUGCAUGGCGAACCCCCCACUUGCUCUUCGCUCCCCUUCACUUUCUUGCUGCUCCUUUCCCGGUCUCUUCACACCCACUCCUGGUCUGUCCCAGUCCCCUCUUCUGUAUCAGGUUUAUUGGUUGUACAUAUAAAUUAUACUUUCCUUUC